Manis pentadactyla (Chinese pangolin) is the source of this 852-nucleotide messenger RNA. RefSeq names its product olfactory receptor 49-like. The transcript has a single exon. Gene Ontology annotation, molecular function: olfactory receptor activity; G protein-coupled receptor activity. Gene Ontology annotation, biological process: G protein-coupled receptor signaling pathway. Gene Ontology annotation, cellular component: membrane. NCBI's taxonomy places the organism in Eukaryota, Metazoa, Chordata, Mammalia, Pholidota, Manidae. The record is from RefSeq and is a predicted model, not a curated record. Bases 1 to 852 code for a protein of 283 amino acids.
AUGGAUCACAGAAACAAGUCCCUAGUCACCAAGUUCAUUCUUCCCAGAUUUAAGAAUGAGACAGAAGUAGAAAUUCUUUUCUCUGCAUUCCUGCUCAUGUACAUGAUUGGAAACAGCAUGAUUGUCCUGUCGGUGUGUGGGUACUACCGUCUGCAUUCUUUGUCACCAUGUAUUUCUUUGUCACCAAUCUUUCUUUUCCUGGAAGUUGCCAAAGAUGCUGGCCAACAUGUUUUCCCUCACCAGAGCAAUAUCCUUUGCAGGAUGUCUCAGUCUUUCUUCUACUUCCUCCUGGGAUCUACAGAAUUCUUCAUCCUGGCCGUCAUGUCCUUCGAUCGAUACGUCGUCAUCUGUAACCCCCUGAGGUAUGCGAUGAUCAUGAACAAGCAGACGUGCAUAUUGCUGCUUCUGGGAUCCUACGUGGGUGCCUUUCUGUCAAUCUUGGCAUCAUCCAUCUUAACUGCCCCUCUGCCCUUUUGUGGGCCAAAUGUAAUCAACCACUUCUUCUGUGACAGCGCCCCUGUGCUAAAGCUGGUCUGUGCAGAUACCUCCCUGGCUGUGCUGGAAGACUUUAUUUCCUCUGUCCUGUUGCUCCUGGGAUCCUUGCUCCUGACAGAAGUGUCUUACACGUACAUUGUCAUUACCAUCCUUAGAAUCCCCUCUUCCGAGGGAUGCCAGAAGGCUUUCUCCACCUGUGUUUCACACAUCACCAUGGUUACACUUUACUAUGGAAGCUCCAUUUUCCUCUGUUUAUCCAAAAAAGGGCAGUGCAAUGAACAUCAACACAUUUGCCACAGUGCUGAACACCAUUGUAACACUAAUGCUGAAUCCUUUCAUCUACAGUCUCCAAAAUGA